AUGGCCCGUAGUGGAGUUGCUGCCUUGAGUAUUGCCAUUUUAUUAACGGCAUUCGAAUUCGGAUCUUGUCUGCGCUGUUUCCAAUGCAACUCCCAGUCAGACCCGACCUGCAAGGAUCCGUUUGCUGGCAAGACUAGAGUGGACUGCUCUACCCAGGACUCCGUGAACUACAAUCGUGCCUACCUUCGCGGUGUAUUGCCCAAUGAACUAGUUGACGCCGUUGCUGGAGCGCCCAGAUAUUGCCACAAGAUUGUUAUGCAAAAUGGUGCCACGAUCCGUACCUGUUUGGACGCAAACCCAACCGACCUAAACCAAACAUGCCGUCUACUGGACAAUACUGCGAAAAUGUUCCCCAUGGAUCCUGCUAAGCAAAUCAAGCAUUGCAGCGUUUGUGACAAAGACGACUGUAACGGGGCCAGCUCCAUUAUUGCCUCUUUCCCAUUGGCUGCUUUAGCUCUCGUUGCUUCAUAUUUGUUCUACAAGCAAUAA
This is a messenger RNA of Parnassius mnemosyne (clouded apollo), 489 nucleotides long. The record is from the annotation of a GenBank genome assembly. NCBI's taxonomy places the organism in Eukaryota, Metazoa, Arthropoda, Insecta, Lepidoptera, Papilionidae.